Messenger RNA from Morus notabilis, 982 nucleotides. Its product is annotated as chitinase 10. Gene Ontology annotation, molecular function: chitinase activity. NCBI's taxonomy places the organism in Eukaryota, Viridiplantae, Streptophyta, Magnoliopsida, Rosales, Moraceae. Gene Ontology annotation, biological process: chitin catabolic process; carbohydrate metabolic process; cell wall macromolecule catabolic process. The transcript has a single exon. Bases 43 to 909 code for a protein of 288 amino acids. The record is from RefSeq and is a predicted model, not a curated record.
AACUUAUAAGGCAAACAAUUAAGGAAGUAGCAACAUUUUGACAUGAACAUGAUCAUGAUCCACAAAAUGGCAUCAUCAAAAAGAUCAUGUGUACGUGUCUUGUGUCUUAUAACUCUAACUAUUUUGUCGUGUCUUGCAUGGCCGGGAAUGGGAACGGGAACAAGAUCAUCGUCAUCUCCCACUGCCAGAUUGAUCUCCGAACAACUUUUCAACACUUUCUUCCUCCACAAGGACGACUCUGCCUGCCCCGCCAACACCUUCUACACCUACGACGCUUUCAUCACCGCCACCAAAUGCUUCCCCAGAUUCGCCUCCACAGGAAGCCUCUCUACCCGCAAGCGCGAGAUCGCCGCCUUUCUCGCCCAGAUCUCCCACGAGACCACCGGCGGCUGGCCCACCGCCCCUGAUGGGCCCUACUCGUGGGGCCUCUGUUUUAAGGAGGAGAUUAGCCCACAGAGCGACUACUGCGACUCCUCCAACACCCAGUGGCCCUGCUCCCCCGGAAAGUCCUACAAGGGCCGAGGCCCGAUUCAGCUCUCCUGGAACUACAACUACGGCCCAGCCGGCGAGGCCCUGCACUUCGACGGCCUCGGGAGCCCGGAAGUGGUGGCGAAUGACUCGGUGGUGGCCUUCAAGACGGCCAUUUGGUUUUGGAUGACGCCGCGGAGGCCGAAGCCGUCUUGCCACCAGGUCAUGGUGGGGGAAUAUGUUCCGACACGGGAUGAUGUGGCGGCUAACCGCACGGCCGGCUAUGGGCUGGUCACCAACAUCAUCAACGGCGGUCUCGAGUGCGGGAUUCCCAACGACGCACGUGUCAACGAUCGGAUUGGUUACUUCCGAAGAUAUGCUGGCCUCCUCAAUGUUGACACCGGACCUAAUUUAGAUUGUGAAAAUCAGAAACCUUUUUAGUUGAUCUCAUACUUGUUUCUUUACUUAUGUCAAAGUCAAAGAAAAAAACAAUAAUACGUAAGACCUCUUUUUA